GCCGCGGGUCGGGGUCGGCGCCGGACCGCGUGGGCGCUCCGCCGCACCGCCCACCGAGGAUGCAGCUGGGCGAGCCGCUGCUGGCGGCGGCGGGGGCCCUGCCGGGCGCCCCCUUCUACCCGCUGGAGGGCGGCGGACGCGGCGGCGGAGCAGGAGCAGGAGCCGGGGCCGGUGGCGGGUCCCGCGGGCCGCCCCGGCCGGGCUCGCCGCCGCGCCUCGACCUGGACAAGACGCCCAAGAAGUUCGCGGCGGCCCCGGCCAUGCUGGGCGAGGCGGAGGCGGGCGAGCCGCCCUUCGCCGCCCCCAAGCCGGACGGCCGCAAGGCCACCCCCUGCGGGGAGGAGGAGCUGCCCUCGGCCGCCGCGCGCUACUCCAUGGACAGCCUCAGCCCCGAGCGCUACUAUCUGCAGUCCCCCGGGCCGCCGGGGGCCGAGCUGGGGGGGCCCUGCGCCCUCUUCCCCUACCCGCCGGCGGCGCAGCACGGCACCGUCUACCAGCCGCCCGGCGGGCCGCGCUACCCCUACGGCUCGGUGCUGUCGCCGGGCGGCUUCGCGGGCGCCGUCUGCCCGCCCGGCGGCCGGGCGCAGUUCGGCGGCGGCGGCGGCGGGUACCAGUACGGGCAGGCGGCGGCCGGCGGAACCCUCUACGGCCCGUACCCGGCGGCGUCGGGCUCCUGCGGCGGGCUAGGGGCGCUGGGGGUGCCGGCCGCCGGCGCGGGGCUGCGGGCGCAGGUCUUCCUCUGCAACCGGCCCCUCUGGCUCAAGUUCCACCGGCACCAGACGGAGAUGAUCAUCACCAAGCAGGGCCGGAGGAUGUUUCCUUUCCUGAGCUUUAACAUCACCGGCCUCAACCCCACGGCCCACUACAACGUCUUCGUGGAGGUAGUGCUGGCGGACCCCAACCACUGGCGUUUCCAGGGGGGCAAGUGGGUGACCUGCGGCAAAGCCGACAACAACAUGCAAGGCAACAAGGUGUACGUCCACCCCGAGUCGCCCAACACCGGGGCUCACUGGAUGAGGCAGGAGAUUUCUUUCGGGAAACUGAAGCUAACGAACAAUAAAGGUGCUAACAACAACAACGCGCAGAUGAUAGUACUGCAAUCUUUACAUAAGUACCAGCCCCGGCUUCACAUUGUGGAAGUGACUGAAGAUGGUGUUGAAGAUCUGAAUGAUUCCUCAAAGACUCAAACAUUUAUCUUCCCUGAAACGCAGUUCAUAGCAGUUACAGCAUAUCAAAACACUGAUAUUACCCAGCUCAAAAUUGACCAUAAUCCUUUUGCAAAAGGUUUCAGAGACAACUAUGACUCCAUGUACACAGCUUCAGAAAAUGACAGAUUAACUCCAUCUCCCACGGAUUCUCCUAGAUCCCACCAGAUUGUUCCUGGUGCCCGAUACAGUGUGCAACCGUUCUUCCAAGAACAGUUUGUCAACAACCUGCCCCCAGCCAGGUUUUACAAUGGUGAGAGAACCGUCCCUCAGACAAACGGCUUGCUCUCCCCUCAGCAGAAUGAAGAGGUGGCCAGCCCUCCCCAGCGGUGGUUUGUUACACCUGUACAGCAGCCCAGUGCCAACAAACUGGACAUGAACUCUUAUGAGACGGAGUAUUCUCCUAGCACCUUGCUCCCUUACAGCAUUAAAUCCCUCCCCCUUCAGACAUCCCAUGCUCUGGGAUACUACCCUGACCCGACAUUUCCAUCCAUGGCAGGCUGGGGGAGCAGGGGCUCUUACCAGCGAAAAAUGACAACAGGAUUACCUUGGACCUCCAGAACAAGUCCUCCAGGUUUCUCUGAAGACCAACUUUCCAAGGAGAAGGUGAAAGAAGAAAUUGGCUCAUCCUGGAUAGAGACUCCACCCUCCAUAAAGUCUCUAGAUUCAAAUGAUUCUGGGGUCUACACAGGUGCUUGUAAGAGAAGACGGCUCUCCCCUAGCACUUCCAGCAAUGAAAAUUCCCCGACUAUGAAAUGUGAGGACAUUAAUGCUGAGGACUAUAGCAAGGACACUUCAAAAGGCAUGGGCUACUACGCGUUCUAUACUAGUUCUUAAAGCAUCCUUUUAUUCCAAUUGGCUAAUUUCUUUCAGGGUGGCCUUGGUUUUUUUGCAUUACAAUUGCCAAAAAGACUCUUGCCUUCCACCUUGAAUUGUUGUGUGCAAUUCUAAAGAAGGUGCCAAAGCUUUUUGAGUAUUGCAGGUAGCAAAGUAGGGAAAGAGUGAACUAUGGUAGAAUUCUUCCCCUCUUUUAGAAGGAACCACACGUGGAAGCUGUAAGCAGGAGCCUAGAUUUUUACAGUGUGGCUUAUUUAUUGGAGACACUAAAGUGUACAGUUUGGCUUGGCUCAGAGGCCUGAUCAAAUCUAUGCACUCCUGAGCAAGGAAAUAGGGGGGUAGGAUCCCAAAUUUAAUUUUCUCUCCUGCUUCCCCCUCUGAUACAAGGAGGCUGGGUUGCAGGCAGCUGCAUAAAUGCUAUGUUCUGCUCUAGAUAGAGCUGGCUUCUUCAACCUGUGUCUGCAGCAGUUGGCUGAGUUGGAUAUUGCUCAGCUAAGGCUUUCCUUGGCAGAAGAUAGCCAAAAUAAGGCCUGCUUGCCAGGCAGGAUUUUGACUUGAAGGUCUUGUUACUAAUGAUGGGGUUACAAUGGCCAAAUCUGACUUUUCUUAGUUUAGAACUUGCAUUAAAACCCUCCCCCCAUGCUUCCAUCCCAAAAGCCUAACCUUUACUGAGGUGGCCAAAAAAAAGCAAAGUGUACAGUUGUGUUUUGUCUAGGUACACUGUAGAAUAUUGUGGAAUAAUGUAUAAAUAGUUGACCUAUAGCUGUUCAGUCAGAAGGACCUCUGGUGGUGCUUUGAAGUUCAAAAGGCUUUUUUUUUUUUUUGUUACUCAAACUUAGCAUAUGGAACAUUGCAAAAAAAACAUGAACAGAUUUCUAUUUACGUGUAUGUAAAGUGACUUUUUCAGCUGCCCUGUACAAAACUGGAAGUGAUGUAACUUACCCACUCUUCUUGCCUAUAGUUUCAGCCAUUUUAAACCGAUCAACCCUAGAGCACUGGCACACAAACUUCUCCCAACAAGACUUGGUUCUGUUUUCUUUUUCUAUGUACAUAGUAGUAAUUUUUAAUAAAUGUGGUGGUAUCGGGGAUAGGA
Molecule: messenger RNA, 3135 nt
Organism: Aquila chrysaetos chrysaetos
Lineage: Eukaryota; Metazoa; Chordata; Aves; Accipitriformes; Accipitridae
Gene: EOMES
Product: eomesodermin
Exons: 6
Coding region: 60-2042 (660 amino acids)
Biological process (GO): regulation of transcription by RNA polymerase II; positive regulation of DNA-templated transcription; CD8-positive, alpha-beta T cell differentiation involved in immune response
Cellular component (GO): nucleus
Molecular function (GO): RNA polymerase II cis-regulatory region sequence-specific DNA binding; DNA-binding transcription factor activity, RNA polymerase II-specific
Source: RefSeq, a predicted model, not a curated record